AUGUCGGCCUCAGGAUCCGGUGGUGAUGCCGUGAAGAAGGCCUUCCCUCGUGUCGACCUCGAAGGACACGAUCUGCCUCCCUCCCCCGCCCCUUCUAGCCCUCACGCUGGCAGACGCUACAACAUUGCCACGGAGCUAGUAUACACGGAAGGAAAUGAUCAGUACAAUGCCAGCAGCGUUCCGAUCUAUCAGAGUGCUACAUUCAAACAGACUUCCGGUGGCGGAGGCGGCGAAUAUGACUACACUCGCUCCGGAAACCCUACUCGGACGCACCUGGAGCGACACCUUGCCAAGAUCAUGUCUGCCCAGAGGGCUUUGGUUGUGUCUUCUGGCAUGGCUGCUAUGGACGUGAUUUCCCGCCUGCUUCGUCCUGGUGACGAAGUGGUGACCGGUGACGACCUGUACGGUGGCACGAAUCGCCUCCUGAAGUAUCUGUCCACGAACGGCGGUAUCAUCGUCCACCAUGUUGAUACUACGGCACCCGAAAAGGUGCGCGAGGUCUUGACCUCGAAAACGGCCAUGGUCCUGCUCGAGACGCCGACCAACCCGCUCAUCAAGAUCGUGGAUAUUCCCGAGAUUGCCGCGGCCGCCCACGAAGCGAACCCCAAUUGCAUUGUGUCUGUCGACAACACCAUGAUGUCUCCUCUUCUGCUCAACCCUCUCGAGCUCGGUGCGGAUAUUGUGUACGAGAGUGGUACCAAGUACCUGUCCGGUCACCACGAUCUCAUGGCCGGUGUGAUCGCGGUUAACGACAUGGCUCUCGGCGAGCGACUGUACUUCACGAUCAACGCUUCCGGCUGCGGUCUGUCCCCCUUCGACUCGUGGCUGUUGCUGCGUGGUGUGAAGACCCUCAAGGUCCGGAUGGACCAGCAGCAGACCAACGCACAGCGCAUUGCCGAGUUCCUUGAAAGCCACGGCUUCAAGGUGCGGUACCCUGGACUCCGGUCGCACCCGCAGUACGAGCUGCACCACUCCAUGGCCCGGGGCUCGGGAGCUGUGCUUUCGUUCGAGACCGGAGAUGUGGGAGUGAGUGAGCGGAUUGUUGAGAGCGCGAAGCUGUGGGCUAUCAGCGUCAGCUUUGGCUGUGUCAACAGCUUGAUCAGUAUGCCGUGCCGCAUGAGCCAUGCCAGCAUUGACGAGAAGACCAGACGGGAGCGUGCGAUGCCCGAGGAUCUUAUUCGACUGUGUGUGGGUAUUGAAGAUGUGGAUGAUCUCAUUGAUGAUUUGCAGCGGGCGGCCCGUCGGCAGUUUUGGCCGCCAGCUCGGCCGGCAUCGGAGGGCCCGCCGCUCACCAUGUCGACAAUCUCUGAGCAAUCCAUAUCGACUGAUUGGAACACCAACCGCUUGGGCGCGCGACUGGGAGUCGACGUUGCCAGCGCGGCGACUGCAGGAGCCUUGACAUGCCCGGUCAUCACGGUCAUCGACCGUGCGAUCAUCGAGAAAGCAGCAAAAGGCGUCCCCAUCCGCCAGACCAUAACCUCCUGCUUCCGAUCCAUGAUCACGAAACCCGCGGGCUUUUUCCUCAGCACUCCAUUCCUCCUCAUCUACACGCUGUACACGGCCACCUACCUGACCGCGAACACGAUUGACACGUUCACCUCCACCAUGCGCAACAAGCCCUUCGAAACCGUCUUUCCCGGCACCGCCAAAUUCCUCACCACCACCGCAGUGAACAUGGGUAUCUGUGUAUAUAAGGACGCCAGAUUCGCGCGCAUCUUUGGCGCAUCCUCUCCUGCAUCUGCAUCUGCAUCCACAUCCGCAUCUCCGUCGGCGCCACCGUCAAGAUCCCCAUCCGCGUCCACAUCCGCCCCAGCCUCCUGUCACCCCUCGGGGGCCGCCAAAGUCCCUAAGAUCUCAUACUCUCUUUUCUGCCUCCGCGAUAGCAUCACCAUUUUCGCCUCCUUCAACAUCCCCGCGCUCGUCGCCCCCUCCAUUCCGGACGCCAUUGCCUCCACCCCCGGAAUGAAAGCCGCCCUCGCGCAGUUCUCUUGUCCCGCUCUGAUGCAGUUCGCCAGCACGCCCAUGCACCUUCUCGGUCUGGAUCUAUAUAACCGGCAGCCGCCGGGAGGAUUAGGCUGGCGCGAGCGCGCCUCGCGCAUCCGACGCGACUACAUCCCGAGUUGCUUUGCGCGCAUGGGCAAGAUCGUGCCCGCGUACGGCGUGGGCGGUGUGGUCAAUGUCCGGAUGAGAGCAUCUCUGAUGGACUAUUUGGAGAGGACGAAGAAUUAG
Aspergillus ibericus CBS 121593 is the source of this 2229-nucleotide messenger RNA. RefSeq names its product cystathionine beta-lyase STR3. NCBI's taxonomy places the organism in Eukaryota, Fungi, Ascomycota, Eurotiomycetes, Eurotiales, Aspergillaceae. Gene Ontology annotation, molecular function: pyridoxal phosphate binding. Gene Ontology annotation, biological process: 'de novo' L-methionine biosynthetic process; transsulfuration. Bases 1 to 2229 code for a protein of 742 amino acids. The record is from RefSeq and is a predicted model, not a curated record. Gene Ontology annotation, cellular component: cytoplasm. The transcript is spliced from 5 exons.